Molecule: messenger RNA, 213 nt
Organism: Penicillium antarcticum
Lineage: Eukaryota; Fungi; Ascomycota; Eurotiomycetes; Eurotiales; Aspergillaceae
Exons: 2
Coding region: 1-213 (70 amino acids)
Source: RefSeq, a predicted model, not a curated record
AUGUCUAGCAAGGGUGUCCGCAGAGAGUGGUUCUACCGCUGUGAACGAAGAUUGGCCGGUUCUCGGCCCGGCAGGACAGGGAGAGCGGCGCGUACAGUUGGGACUGCACGAGGCGUGAAAACCUCCAUGGAGGAGGUCUCCGACGCGUCGCUGUGCCAGAAGCGACGGAAGAAGGCCUUCGGGCUGUGUUUGAGGGCCGCUGGUUGGAGCUAG